GAAAGAGAGAUCCAGGAGGAGCUAGCGGAGAUGGCGGACUGGGGUCCGGUGGUCAUCGCGACGGUGCUCUUCGUGCUGCUCACGCCGGGGCUGCUCUUCCAGCUGCCGGGGCACGGCCGGGUCGUGGCCUUCGGCAGCAUGCACACCAGCGGCCUCGCCAUCCUCGUCCACGCCGUCAUCUACUUCGCCCUCAUCACCAUCUUCCUCAUCGCCAUCGGGGUACACAUCUACGCCGGAUAGCUACCUGCUUCCACAUCUCUUCCUUCCUCGCCGGCAGCCCAGUCUGUGUCCGUCUCUACUUCACUAUUACUAUUGUGUUGUUGUACGGUGUAGCUUCUAUUGCCUCUUGCUAGUAGCUGGCCAGAAACAGAAUCGAUCUACAGCUGGAAUAUGGUUUGUCUGUUAGACGGCUGCAAAUUCAUUUCAGAUGUCAUGUUUUCUUCGGUUUCA
This is a messenger RNA of Lolium rigidum, 450 nucleotides long. RefSeq lists its product as uncharacterized. NCBI's taxonomy places the organism in Eukaryota, Viridiplantae, Streptophyta, Magnoliopsida, Poales, Poaceae. The record is from RefSeq and is a predicted model, not a curated record. Bases 31 to 240 code for a protein of 69 amino acids. The transcript has a single exon.